Pipistrellus kuhlii (Kuhl's pipistrelle) is the source of this 1339-nucleotide messenger RNA. RefSeq names its product tumor suppressing subtransferable candidate 4 (gene TSSC4). The transcript is spliced from 3 exons. Bases 220 to 1188 code for a protein of 322 amino acids. NCBI's taxonomy places the organism in Eukaryota, Metazoa, Chordata, Mammalia, Chiroptera, Vespertilionidae. The record is from RefSeq and is a predicted model, not a curated record.
GAUGUAGUUCACCGGGCACAGCAGCUGCGGCGCUCGGCCGGCGAAGGACUCGGUUUCCCAGAGGGCCGAGCACGACGCAAGAUGGAGACGGCCGGGCCGCUGUAAGCCGCAGCCUCCUGGGUGUGAAGAGCCUCGCAGGGGACUUGGGUGUUGAGGACACAGCCCACAGGACUGGGGCAUCUGCACCCGGCACUGGGAAGGUGUGCUGCGGCCGGACACAUGGCUGAGGUGGGGGCCGGCGAGGCCUCCCCGGGCCUGGAGGUGGAGCAGGGGACGGAGUACGAUGUCCUGCCUCCGCCCACCGUCUCCCUCAGCGACUCCGACUCGGACUCCGACCUCAGCUGGCCAGGCAGCGCCCCUCUGGAGGCUCUGUCCCCAGAGCUGCCGCCUGGGGAGAUCCAGGGGCACUCGGGCCCCGACAGCUCCCCCUCGCCGCCCAGGGGCCCCCCCGAGGCCGCCGUGCAGCCUUUCCGCCUGCGGGGCACCAGCAGCACCUUCUCCCAGCGCAGCCAGAGCAUCUUCGACUGCCUGGAGGGGGCGGCCGGGCGGGCAGUGCCCUCCGCCGGCCAGGCGGGCCUGGGGGACGGUGCGGGCUUCAAGCAGCCCCGGGCGCCCCCCAGCCGGCCCCUAGCAGAGGGCCUGGGCAGAGCCCGGCAGAGCCUCGUGCCCCCCCGGGUACCCCCCGUGCCCGACUACGUGGCCCACCCCGAGCGCUGGACCAGGUACAGCCUGGAGGACACGGCCGAGGCCAGCGAGCAGAGCAACCGGGCGGCCGCCCUGGACUUCCUGGGCUCCCGGCGUGGGGCUGCGCCCAGUGCCUACGAGCCCUCCUUCAACCAGGACCCGUCCAGCAGCGGCGAGGGCCGGGUGGUCUUCUGCAGGCCGCCGCGCGCCGAGGCCCGGCCCGAGAGGAAGAGGGGCCAGCCGGAGGCGGGGCCCCCGGGCCGGGCCGAAGGCACCGUGGAGCUGGCCCACCUGGCCAGGCCCGGGAGCCCCGAGGCCGAGGAGUGGGGGGGCCCCCAUGGGGGCCUGCAGGAGGUGGACAUGCCCGAGGGGGCCCCCCCUGGCAGGCCGGUGGCAGGCCCCCCGGCGGUGGAGACGGUCGGCUUCCACGGCAGCAGGAAGCGGAGUAGAGACCACUUCCGGAGCCAGAGCACGGCCCCCGAGGCCCCCGGGGCUGACGGCUGACGGCGCAGGCCCGCAGGAGCCAGGCGGGCAGCCUGUGGCUGGCGCCGUGGCCUGGUUGGGCUCAGGCAGCCGUCUUGGGCAGGGACCUUGCCAAGGGGACUGGAAGCUGGGCCGUGGGGCCGUGGAGGAACAAUAAAGGUUUUGGGCUUUA